ACUGUCCCUUCGCAAAAUGUGGCACACAGACCUCCCCAUUCCAUUAAGGCAGAGGAAUGUAGACCCUUUUUUUCUUGGGGGUCAUAGCCAAAGGAGAUAGGCUACUUGUGCUCGUUGACUGUCAAACGCUCACGGAAAAUCACAUUUGUGACAUCGCUGACUGGACACGGGGAGUUUGAAUGGAACAAAUACGAGCGCAGAGCUGACAGAAAGUGACAGGAAUUGAGAGCUCUUUUUGUAUGGCUUGUUUUUGAUAGCGCACGUCGUAUCCAGUUUGUUGGGCUUUUUUUUUUUUUUUAAUGGCCAUGGAUUUUUAAACUUUCUUGUGGUUAUAAAAAAAACAAAAACGGACCUUUACUAUCGAAAGGUAAACGAACGUCAGCAUCAGUCAAAGCGCGACAUCGACUUCGGGGACGCCGUGAGGAUCAUGAUGUUAGUUGUUGUGGAUAAGCUAUAGGCCUAACAGGUGGAGUGAUUAAUCGAUUAAUUAAUCGGGGCUGUGAAAUAGCAGGGACUUACGAAGGCCAGAUCUGUGCCAUGGCGUCGAGCCUGACGUGCACGGGCAUUGUGUGGGCACUGCUUUCCUUCGUAUGCGCGGCGGCCUCGUGUGUAGGGUUCUUCAUGCCCUACUGGCUGCUGGGCUCGCAGAUGGACAAGCCGGUGUCCUUUGGUACCUUCCGGCGCUGCUCAUACCCGGUCCGGGACGAGGUGCGGCAGACCACCGUGAUGCUGGAGCAGUGCGGUCGCUACGCCUCGUUCCAGGGCAUUCCCAGCCUGGAGUGGCGCAUCUGCACGGUGGUGACGGGCGUGGGCUGCGGCCUCCUGCUGCUGGUGGCACUCACUGCCCUCAUUGGCUGCUGCGUCUCCGACCUCAUCUCUCGCGCCAUUGGUCGUGCUGCUGGAGGCAUCCAGUUCGUCGGGGCUUUGCUAAUUGGAUCAGGGUGCGCUCUGUACCCCCUGGGAUGGGACAGCGAGGAGGUCCGGCAGACCUGCAGCAACAGCUCGGAUCAGUUUGAACUGGGCUCCUGUGAGAUUGGAUGGGCCUACUACUGCACAGGAGCAGGAGCGCUGGCAGCCAUGUUAGUGUGCACCUGGCUGGCUUGUUUUGCCGGUAAGAAGCAGAAACAGUACCCCUACUAGAGCAGGAACCAAAGUGGCCGUCACAAACGAUGUGAUGACCACCAGGGAUGGUCCAAGAGGACAGCCAUUAUGACCACCAAAGGACAGGCCAGCAGCAGGUAUAGAGAUGGAGGAAGAGAGCGGGAAGAGGGGGCAGUGUGUCUGCCUUUUCCCAUCAUGCCUCAUUGUUGAUGUCGAGUGUGCUCGUCAGGCUCCUGCUUUUGACUGACUGCAACGUUCUGUCCACCUCGAGACCCUUUACACCUGGACACAUGCUUUUUAAAGGACCGAUCUUUCUGUUCUUCUCACAUUAUUGGUCAAUAUAUCUAUUGUUUUUCAGUAAGUUCUGCUCUUCUGAUAUCCUGCUCACUGACAUUCUGACAACAGAACAGACACGUUUGCAAAGAUGAGAAAAAAAGAUUCAGGUCUUGAGAGAUAGUCUUGGUGUUUGCUUUGUUAUUGUGAUGUUUUUUAUUUAUAUUUUUUCUUUUGUCUGACCUGUCACCACUAUAAAUGCAACAACUAUUACUUGGAUGCAAUGCAAUAAUAUCCAUGUUUUGCACAGUCCAGUAAUUGUUAUUAUAAUGGACCUCUUUACAAAAAGAGGAAAGAGCCCAUUUCAAAGAGAAACAUCAGUAUAUCGGAUGUUUUAGGCCAUUUCCCAUUUUGUGUAUGAUAUUGUGUGUUGUAUAUUAUUAGCAAAUCCUUUUGUAUAAAACAGCAUAAAAAAAUGAAUGUUUUAUUUGACUGUGUUUGUAAAUAAAUACUGUUCAUUGAAACCA
Messenger RNA from Anguilla rostrata (American eel), 1901 nucleotides. Its product is annotated as LHFPL tetraspan subfamily member 6 protein-like. NCBI's taxonomy places the organism in Eukaryota, Metazoa, Chordata, Actinopteri, Anguilliformes, Anguillidae. The coding region runs from base 538 to 1140 and encodes 200 amino acids. The transcript is spliced from 4 exons. The record is from RefSeq and is a predicted model, not a curated record. Gene Ontology annotation, cellular component: membrane.